UGUCGUCAUGGUGGUACGGUCCAUCAUACGUCAUCAGCUGAAACCAACAUGGCGGCCGUCAUGAUGAGCUCAGGAAGGAAAGUUCUGCAGACCCGGUUCCCCAGGCCGCCGGUCCGGUCCGGAUUGGCCCGUCCGUUUGGGUUCUUCACUCCGUCCGAAGGCGCCAUGCUGCCGGCGGGAAGCUUCAGAGACCAGCUGGCCUUCAUCACCGGAGGCGGCACCGGCCUGGGCCGGGCCAUGACCGUGGUUCUGUCCCAGCUGGGAGCCCGCUGCGUCAUCGCCAGCAGGAAGCUCGACGUCCUGCAGGAGACGGCCAGCGAGAUCAGCAGCCAGACCGGGAACCAGGUCCACGCCCUCCAGUGUGACGUCAAAGACCCUCAGGCCGUGGCACACUGCGUGGACCAGAUGGUGGCGUUAAGUGGACUUCCUGAUGUGAUCAUCAACAACGCCGCAGGGAAUUUCAUCUGUCCGACGGAGCGGCUGACGCCCAACGGCUGGCGGAGCGUCACCGACAUCGUCCUGAACGGGACGGCGUUCGUCACGCUGGAGCUGGGCAAGAGGCUGAUCCAGGCCCAGAAAGGCGCCUCGUUCCUCGCCAUCACCACCAUCUACGCCGAGUCUGGUUCUGGUUUUGUGGUUCCAAGUGCGGCGGCCAAGGCCGGAGUUGAGGCGCUCUACAAGUCUCUGGCCGCAGAGUGGGGGCGCUAUGGUCACAGGUUCAACAUCAUCCAACCUGGACCAAUCAAGACCAAGGGAGCCUUCAGCCGUCUGGACCCGACCGGAACCUUUGAGAAGUCGAUGAUCGAUCGGAUUCCGACAGGUCGACUCGGAAAACCUGCUGAGCUCGCCAACCUGGCGGCGUACCUGAGCAGCGACUUCGCCAGCUGGAUGUCAGGAGCCGUGAUCCGUUUCGAUGGAGGGGAGUACGUAUCGAUGGCAGGAGAGUUUAACGAGCUGCGCAAGGAACGCGUCACUGACGUCACUGCUGGUGUCUCACCUGUCCUCCAGGUGACUCCGGAUCAGUGGAAGACGUUGGAAGCCAUGAUCAGAGGUACAAAGGGGUCAUAGGAAUGCUGACAGCUGAUUGGGCCACAGAGGCCCCUCCCCCUGCUGAUAUCUCUACAUCUGAUUGGUUAAUGAUUAUAACUAAUGUGGUGCGGUCAUGUGACUGUCUGCACACACUCAGUGUCAACCUUGUUUGAUAUUAAAAGAUGAAAUGAGAG
Molecule: messenger RNA, 1223 nt
Organism: Xiphophorus maculatus (southern platyfish)
Lineage: Eukaryota; Metazoa; Chordata; Actinopteri; Cyprinodontiformes; Poeciliidae
Gene: decr1
Product: 2,4-dienoyl-CoA reductase 1
Exons: 10
Coding region: 49-1068 (339 amino acids)
Biological process (GO): fatty acid beta-oxidation
Cellular component (GO): mitochondrion
Molecular function (GO): 2,4-dienoyl-CoA reductase (NADPH) activity
Source: RefSeq, a predicted model, not a curated record